Molecule: messenger RNA, 2547 nt
Organism: Seriola dumerili (greater amberjack)
Lineage: Eukaryota; Metazoa; Chordata; Actinopteri; Carangiformes; Carangidae
Gene: rras
Product: RAS related
Exons: 6
Coding region: 402-995 (197 amino acids)
Biological process (GO): signal transduction
Cellular component (GO): plasma membrane
Molecular function (GO): GTP binding; GTPase activity; GDP binding
Source: RefSeq, a predicted model, not a curated record
GUGUCAGAGUGUGGCUGCUUCAGUUUCUUGAGAAGAGAAAAAGAGGAAGCAGUUCCGCCCUCAGCAGCAGCCUGGAGGCCGAGGACUGAAGACACCACAGACCGCUUCAGACCCAAAACUCGGCCCGAAACACGGUGCCGGUCCGCAGGAAGCUGUCUCGGCUGUCGGUCGGUGUGUCUCCGGUGGGACUUUGGCCUCAGGUGUGUCUCUGAACGACGUGUCGGUGCGGUAAAGACUGUCUGUAGACCAUGAGCUCCAUGUGAACAAGUUUCGCUUCAUUCGACUUCUUCACCCUGGUCGUGGUCUCGGCUCGGAUCGGCGCUGUUUGCUGGUGAACCGCGGCACUCUGUAUCAGGCCCGGGAAGGUUUUUGGUCCGGAUCAAUCCCAGUUCAAAACCAGUAUGAGUGGCGAAGAGGAAAGAUUCAAACUGGUGGUGGUGGGAGGAGGGGGGGUGGGGAAGAGCGCCCUCACCAUCCAGUUCAUCCAGUCCUACUUUGUGUCAGACUACGACCCCACCAUCGAAGACUCCUACACCAAGAUCUGUACCGUUGAUGGAAAGGAGACCCGGCUGGACAUCUUGGGCACAGCAGGUCAGGAGGAGUUUGGGGCGAUGAGGGAGCAGUACAUGCGCUCAGGAGAAGGCUUCCUACUGGUGUUUGCACUCAAUGACCGAGGAAGCUACCAUGAGGUCCAGAAAUUCCACACCCAGAUCCUGAGAGUGAAGGACCGGGACGACUUCCCCAUGGUGCUGGUUGGAAACAAGGCUGACUUGGAACAGCAAAGAGUGAUCUCCAGGGAGGACGCUCAGGCCUUUGCCAGAGAGAACAGGAUCCACUAUAUGGAGGCUUCAGCCAAGAACCGCUACAACGUGGAUGAAGCCUUCCUGGAGCUGGUGCAGAUCAUCAGACGGUUUCAGGAGAUGGAGAGUCCUCCUCCUCCGGCUCGUCACUCAGGCAAACAGAACAGUGGCGGCUGUCCCUGUGUCCUCCUCUGAGCACUGUUACCAUGGACACCAUAGCCCUGCCCCUUUACAGCUCCACAGCUUGUCCAAAAAAGAGUGUUUGUCCGUGUCCGUUUUUGUGUGUGUGUGUGUGUGUGUGUGUGUGUGUGUGUGUGUGUGUCUGAGAGAGAGAGAGAGAAAGAGAGAGAGAGAGAGAUGAGGUGCAUAAUUAUCUUUUCAAAUGGUUUCAUUUGCACUUUUGCCAAAACUUUUAAAUGAGUCUUACCUUUUGUUUAGAUGAGAGGAUGUAAAGACCGACACCGACGCUGGUACUGAGACCGGUACUGAGACCAGUACUGAGACCAGUACUGUGUCAGUACUGAGACCGGUACUGAGACUGGUACUGUCCCUGUGGCCUGGAGUAAUAAUGACCUUACUGUACAUAGUAUCAUCGUGCCAUCAUGUAGAAAAGAGAAAAUGCUGCGUCCUGCAGGUACUGAUGUCAGCAGUGACAUCACUAGACUUCAGCUGACUGACAGGAAGUUAUUUCCACUUCUACGUCUUGACUGAACAAAAUUUGUCCAUAACAUUUCAACUUGCUUAUGAAGUGCGGCACGCCCAAACUCCAGGCAGAACAUGGAGUGCUGUCGUGCUCCUGCCGUUCUGCAGGGGGCAGCAGAGCCCACAGCACAGCUGAGGCUGCUUCCUGUCGCCUCCUCUCGUCUCGCCACAUGCAUGGCCUUAAGGAGACACAAUAUUGAAAACAUAAAUACCAGGCUGGCCAAUCACAUCAAGGGCCUGAUCAGGUUUACAUGAUCCAGGUCCAGACUGUUCCAGUUUAGGAACUCAGCCUUCACCAGCUGGAUGAGGACGAGUCUAAGUUUGAAUUAGAGACUGGACCAUUGUGCAGAGCAGUGUCCAUGACAACAGAACCUGUGUGUGUUUGCACAGUCCAGCCUCUGUGCAGGGACUGGGUUCUGGAUUCACUGGGUUCACUGGGUGUCAGUGGUUCUGGUGAUGGGUGGACUGGAUUCUGAUACUGCCAGGAUAGUCAGCAGUUUAACAAUAGGAUCCUGAUCCAGGUUCACUUACUAGACCUUUUAACUGCAUCUCAUGGUCUUCAUCAGCAGAGAGACUCAGUCAUGAUGAGAUGGUUCAUCACAUGACCCUUGACUCUGAUCAAACAUGGUCCUCCUUGAAUCUAACUCGAUGACCUUUGACCUCUUCCAGUAGAUUCUGGUGUGGUGUUUUGUCCUGAGUCCUCACUGUUUCACUGAUGUAGUGUUUCCCAUAGCUGUCACAUGUGACAUCAUCAUGAUGUCAUGGUGAUGUGAUAUGUCUGAGGAUGGAUCUGAUUGUUCACAGUGUGCUGCCUCAACCAGCCAGUAGAGGUCACUGCUGCAAAAAAAGAUUCACAUCUUCAAUCAGCUUUUCAGCAAUAAAAAAUGAGCUGAGGAUGAUCGACCCCCCCCCCCCCCCCUUAGUUCAGUAGAAACUCCUGUCAGUGUUCCCCAUCUGUAAAUGUUUCAUUUCACUUUUUAAUAUGCAGCCUGUUGUUCACAUCAUCUGUUUUAUACUGAAAUCAAUCACAUUUAUACAUCAUUAA